AUGGCAAACGUAUCCGUUGAUAAAGAGACGUUUUUUCGGCGUAUGAAGCGGCUUUAUACCGCAUGGAAGGAUGGGGAAGUUGGUACAGACGAUAGUUUUAGUAAAAUGGAUUGUCUCGUUUCCGCCGUGGGCACGGACGAGGAUAUCGUGUACAGCAAAUCGACAGCGUUGCAGACAUGGUUCCUCAGUUAUGAACUUACAGAUACUAUAAUGAUCUUAGCAGAAGAAUGUAUCUGUUUCUUGGCUAGUAAGAAAAAAAUUGAAUUUGUCAGAAAACUUGAAAAUCAGAAAACGGAAGACACUGGUGUACCUUCUGUAAAAUUACUUGUGAGGGAUAGAAAUGAUGAAGAUAAAGCCAAUUUUGCUAAACUUAUUGAGAUCAUAAAACAAAGUAAAAAGGGUAAAACAUUGGGUGUUUUUUCUAAAGAAAAUUAUCCAGGUGCCUUUAUGGACGCGUGGAGAGCUGCAUUAAAGCCAGAAUCUUUUGAUACGAUUGAUGUAAGUGCUGCAGCUGCAUAUGUAAUGUGUCCAAAAGAAGAUGCUGAAAUUCAUACCAUAAAAAAGGCGUGUUUAGUAUCUGUGGAUGUCUUCACAAAAUAUCUUAAGGAUCAAAUUAUGGAAAUUAUAGAUUCUGAUAAGAAAGUUAAGCAUUCAAAGCUUGCAGAAGGUGUAGAUGCUGCUAUAACAAAUAAGAAGUAUGUAACUAGUGUUGAUGUUACUCAAGUAGAUAUGUGUUAUCCUGCGAUAAUACAAAGUGGUGGAAAUUACUCUUUGAAGUUUAGUGUUGUUAGUGAUAAAAACACUUUGCAUUUCGGUGUCAUUGUUUGCUCUCUUGGAGCGCGUUACAAAUCUUAUUGUUCCAAUAUAGUUCGAACAUUGUUGGUAAAUCCUACUAAAACCAUUGAGGAUAAUUAUAACUUCCUUUUACAAUUAGAAGAGGAGAUUCUAAAGAAAUUAGUAGCUGGAGUGAAAAUAAGCGAAGUAUAUGAAACAGGGGUAAAGUAUGUAAAGGAUGAAAAACCGGAGAUGAUUGAUCAUUUAACCAAACACUUUGGAUUUGCAAUGGGUAUUGAAUUUAGAGAAAGUUCUUUACUUAUUGGUCCAAAAACUCAUGCAGUACUAAAGAAAGGCAUGGUAUUCAAUGUAAAUGUUGGAUUGGCGAAUCUUACAAACUCAGAAGCUACUGAUAAAGAAGGAAAAACCUAUGCACUUUUCAUUGGUGACACAGUUAUGAUUAAUGAGGCACAACCUGCUACGAAUUUAACACCUUCAAAAAAAAAGGUAAAAAAUAUUGGAAUAUUUGUUAAGGAUGAAGAGGAAGAAGAAGAAGAAGGAAGUGGAAAGGAAAAUGAACCUAAACCUGAGAUCCUUGGUCGUGGAAAGAGAACAGCUGUAAUAGAAUCUAAAUUGAGAACAGAACAUAGUUCUGAGGAAAAGAGAAAACAACAUCAAAAAGAACUGGCACAACAGCUAAAUGAAGUUGCAAAAGCUCGGUUAGCUCAACAAUCUGGUGGGAAGGAACAAGAAAAGAUACGGAAGUCAACAAUAUCGUACAAAAGUCUGAGUCAUAUGCCACGAGAACCAGAAGUAAAGGAAUUGAAGUUAUACGUUGACAAAAAAUAUGAAACUGUAAUUUUGCCCAUUUUUGGGAUUCCUGUACCCUUCCAUAUAUCCACAAUUAAAAAUAUUUCUCAGUCGGUAGAAGGAGAUUACACGUACCUCCGAAUAAAUUUUUUUCAUCCUGGUGCCACAAUGGGUCGGAACGAAGGUGGAUCAUAUCCACAACCCGAUGCUACAUUCGUCAAAGAAGUAACAUAUCGAAGUACAAACACCAAAGAGCCUGGUGAAAUUUCGGCACCAUCUUCUAAUUUAAACACAGCCUUCAGAUUAAUUAAAGAAGUUCAAAAGAAAUUCAAAAAUAGAGAAGCAGAAGAAAGGGAGAAGGAGGAUCUUGUAAAACAGGACACUCUAAUACUCUCUCAAAAUAAGGGUAAUCCAAAACUAAAAGACUUGUACAUUCGACCAAAUAUCGUUUCGAAGAGAAUGACAGGAGGUUUAGAAGCACAUGUGAAUGGAUUCCGUUACACUUCGGUUAGAGGAGAUAAAGUUGAUAUUCUUUACAAUAAUAUUAAAAAUGCCUUUUUCCAACCGUGUGAUGGCGAAAUGAUCAUAUUGCUUCAUUUUCAUUUAAAACACGCAAUAAUGUUUGGUAAAAAGAAGCACGUGGACGUGCAAUUUUAUACAGAAGUUGGUGAAAUCACGACAGAUUUAGGGAAACAUCAACACAUGCACGAUCGUGACGAUCUUGCUGCUGAACAAUCAGAACGAGAACUUAGGCAUAAAUUGAAAACUGCCUUUAAGAGUUUUUGUGAAAAAGUCGAAAGCAUGACGAAACAAGAAAUUGAAUUUGAUACACCGUUCCGAGAUCUGGGAUUCCCUGGAGCACCAUUCAGGAGUACUGUUCUUCUGCAACCCACUAGUGGUUGUUUAGUAAAUCUCACAGAAUGGCCUCCAUUUGUUAUAACUUUAGAAGAUGUUGAACUUGUUCACUUUGAAAGAGUGCAAUUUCACCUUAAGAAUUUUGAUAUGAUUUUUGUUUUCAAAGACUAUCAUAGAAAAGUCGCUAUGUUAAAUGCCAUUCCCAUGAACAUGUUAGAUCAUGUAAAGGAGUGGCUAAACUCGUGUGACAUCAGAUAUACAGAAGGUGUACAAUCUUUGAAUUGGACAAAGAUUAUGAAAACUAUCACAGAUGAUCCUGUAGGAUUCUUUGACAGUGGUGGUUGGAGUUUCUUGGACCCAGAGAGUGAUGCAGAAAAUGAUGAAGUAGAAGACGAGGAGGAAGAAGAAGACGAUGCUUAUGAGCCAUCUGACUUUGACACUGAAGAGGAAUCUGAUGAUGAUUCUGAAUACUCUGAAGCUUCAGAAGAUUCAGAUAGCGAAGAAGAGGAGUUGGGUAGCUCUGAAGAAUCUGGUAAAGACUGGUCUGACUUAGAACGGGAAGCAGCUGAAGAAGACAAAGAAAGAGGAGAAGAUAGAUUCCAUGAUGAUUAUAAUUCAAGUAAAAAGAAAAAAGGAAGUCGAAAACAUUCACCAUCACCAUCAAAAGACAGACAUAAUUCGAAGCACAAGAGUUCUUCAAGUUCAAAAAGUAAAAGUUCGUCCAGUAGUAAAGAUAAAAAAUCAUCGUCGUCGGAUAAACAUAGUCCCAAGAAGAGCGAUAAACAUGAUAAACACAAGUCGUCAAAUCACUCUUCGUCUAGCAGUAAGAAACGAACUCGUGAAGAUAGUGCAGAAAGAAAUGAUAGGGGAUCGAAGAAAUCUAAGAAAUAAGGAAGAUAUCAUUGAAGGAUAUCAAGACACAUUGGAGGAAGCACAUAUGAAAACACAAACACCGAAUGUUGGUUCUAUAUUAAACUUUCUUAUGGUACGUCGAUUAAGUUAGAAGGAUAGUACAUUUUCUUGCAUUGAUUCAUUUAAACUCUUAGCAAACGAUUUGUUAUUGAUAUUAUUUAAAAGUUCGAUAGUGUGCUGCUAAGGCUUGGAUACUUAUCAGUAUCUGCUUGGUGAUAGCGAUGUAAUGUGUAUGAACUUGUACGGGUAAUUUAACAUAAAUUUACGAAUGAACACAUUUUUUAUCACUUGUACAUAAAACUCUUUUUUAAGUAAAAAAAAAUGUCGAUCUUAAUUAUAUAAUAUAACUACUAACACGUAUCAUUUCAUUCCAUUGUUCGUUUGCUGGUAGUAUUCAAAUGUAUUUGUAAUAACUUAUUAAGUUUGUGAAUUAAAAAUGUAUUGAAGUAUUGGAACGGUAUCCAUUGUACAGAUAGUAUAUAUAAAAAGAAAACAACGUCUUGUCUGUUAUUGUUUUUUUAUUAAAUGAAUACGAAAAUUAAUUCUUAAUUAUAAUAAACAAUAGGAAAACUUACAGGUAUAUAAUUGUAACACACUCUCAAUGCAAGACAAUGCACUAGUGUUAACUGUCGUACGUAAGACACCCAGAAAAUAGAUAUUAAUUUACUAAGCAAAGAAAGCUGAAAUGGAUCAAAAUCGUUGAUAAUUUUGUUCGCACGGCUCUGAAAUUUGUACCUUGGUAAACAAAAUAAAUACUUUUUAAGUUAUUUAUCAUUAAUGUACGAGAUAUUGUCACUUAUUGACAGAGUGUCCACAGAAAUAGAAUCGUUGCUACUGUAAUAUAUCACGCUCAUGGUACAUUUUUAAAGACGGCACAAUUACUUAACAUUUCUUGCUUUUGUUUGAGUUAAAAUUUUUGUUUCAUUUUACAGUAGCAUAAAAAUCAAAUGAAAAUUCAUUCGUCCUUCAGAUCUUACAUAAUUACUUUCUUAACUUCGCGAGAAAGAACGGGAUAUUGAAUUCAUAGAUUUGUACAAAGGUGAAAGUAGAAUGAAAGUAAACAG
Bombus impatiens (common eastern bumble bee) is the source of this 4415-nucleotide messenger RNA. It is a transcript of the gene dre4, whose product is annotated as FACT complex subunit spt16. Gene Ontology annotation, cellular component: FACT complex. NCBI's taxonomy places the organism in Eukaryota, Metazoa, Arthropoda, Insecta, Hymenoptera, Apidae. The coding region runs from base 1 to 3330 and encodes 1109 amino acids. The record is from RefSeq and is a predicted model, not a curated record. The transcript is spliced from 19 exons. Gene Ontology annotation, biological process: transcription elongation by RNA polymerase II; positive regulation of transcription elongation by RNA polymerase II. Gene Ontology annotation, molecular function: nucleosome binding.